GAAAGCAGCUCGAAGACAACAUAUAUAUACAGCAUGGCUUUGAGAUAGCACCUCGCCUCCCCUGGUCUCCCACCACCACCCAGCAUCAGCGUAAAACUUACUGAUUUGAGUAUUCCAACGAUGUCGACGCCCAGCAAGAAGAUGCCCUAUGUUCGCUUGGGCAAGUCCGGAUUGAAGGUGUCAAAAAUCAUACUCGGAUGCAUGUCCUACGGUAGCCCGGACUGGCAGGGGUGGGUGUUGCCAGAGGAGGAAGCUAUCAAGCACAUCAAAUACGCGUAUGAUGCUGGUAUUAAUGCUUUUGACACUGCCAAUGCGUAUUCGAACGGUCUGUCUGAGAUCAUCCUCGGGAAAGCGAUCAAACAGCUCAACCUUCCUCGGGAUGAGAUCGUCGUCAUGACGAAGGUGUUCUUCACGGUUGGGAAGACUAUCGGCGAGAACGCCUUCGCUCAUCCCGAUCCUGAUGGCGCUGGUUAUGUCAAUCAACAUGGUCUGAGCAGAAAGCACAUCUUUGACUCCGUCAAGAAGAGCUUGGAGCGCCUCCAGCUCGACUAUAUUGAUCUCUUGCAAUGCCAUCGUUUCGAUCCCGACACACCGAUUGAGGAAACGAUGCAAGCACUCCACGACGUCGUUAAGGCCGGCUAUGUCCGGUACAUUGGCAUGAGCUCCUGCUGGGCCUAUCAGUUCCACGCCAUGCAGAACUACGCUAUCGCUAACAACCUGACCCCCUUCAUCUCCAUGCAAAACCACCACUCUCUUAUCUACCGAGAAGAGGAACGUGAGAUGUUCCCUACGUUGAAGUACUUUGGCGUUGGCGCCAUUCCCUGGUCUCCUCUGGCUCGUGGUUUGCUCACCAGGCCUCUGAGCGAAUCCACCAAACGUGCAGAGACCGACAGGAUGAUUGCCCGAUUUCCCAAGGAAGGUUCCUCGGCUCAGAUCAUCGGUCGCGUCGAGGAACUCGCCAAGAAGAAGGGCGUUUCCAUGGCUCAGAUUGCCAUUGCCUGGAGCAUGGCCAAAGAUGGUGUCACUGCUCCGAUUGUCGGAACCACCAGCUUGAAGAGUCUCCAGGAGAACAUUGAUGCCGUGCAUAUCAAGCUCACUGAGGAGGAGAUCAAAUAUUUGGAGGAGCCUUACACCCCUCAGGCCGUCCUUGGGCACAAUUGAGUUAUGGUGACUGGACGAAAAUCGUUUUCCGGGCGAGAUAGUUAAGAAGUCAAAAUGUAUGUAUCAGUAACAACCAAGUAUCAGUGUUAGGCAAACCAGAUGCUCGUUCAGCUUGAAUUGUACGCCUGCUACAGACGAGCCG
Gloeophyllum trabeum ATCC 11539 is the source of this 1303-nucleotide messenger RNA. Its product is annotated as Aldo/keto reductase. NCBI's taxonomy places the organism in Eukaryota, Fungi, Basidiomycota, Agaricomycetes, Gloeophyllales, Gloeophyllaceae. The transcript has 15 exons. The record is from RefSeq and is a predicted model, not a curated record. The coding region runs from base 121 to 1161 and encodes 346 amino acids.